UGGUAUAUAUUAACCGUGAAAAAAAUUGUAGAGAGCACUUGCUGUUAAAAUGUCUUACGAUAAAUUACUGUCAGUGUUCCUCAUCACCCUCGUCCAUUAUUCAUCAUGUGUACCCUUAACCAACAACGAGUUGGGUGAUUACGUUUGGGAUUGUGUUGACUCGCGGGCCAUAAAUAUUGAGGAACGGGGCUACAAGACUGAAGACCAGACCAAGCUGGCUAAUUUUUUGCUGCCGACCUAUUGCUAUAAAUUCGAAAGUGGCGACUGGACAGUGGACCCACAGGCAGUGACUAAAAUAUUUGAAAUCUACAGGCCAAAGUUGGCCAGAGAUUACAACUGCACGGACUUCAAUAACUGCACGAUUCCUAUUUUCCCGGCAGACAACUUGAAUACAAACGACGAUAAGCUCAAAAAGUUCAUUAGAGUCGUUCUGGGAAUACCUUAUUAAUAGAUUAUUUUUUUAUUUUUUUUAUAUACUAGAUGAUAUUGUUUUUUUUAUAAAUAGUAUUUUAAAUUAUUGUAAUUAUACGUCGAUUUUAAUAAAAUUAUUUUAAAAAAAUUUA
Molecule: messenger RNA, 563 nt
Organism: Microplitis demolitor
Lineage: Eukaryota; Metazoa; Arthropoda; Insecta; Hymenoptera; Braconidae
Exons: 2
Coding region: 50-448 (132 amino acids)
Source: RefSeq, a predicted model, not a curated record